AAAGAAUUACAGCACUGCCGAUACCAUGGCUCGCGAUGAGCCACUCCUGGCUCCUCGCAUCUCAUCCGACCACGGAUCAAUCCGCACCACUGAAGAAGAAGAAAGCCUACUAACCGGCUCCCGAAGCCGCCGCGAGGUCGAACGCCGCAACAAGAGCUUCUGGCGUGAAAUCGGUCUCCUUGCAUGGGCUCUUAUCGCGACAAUCGCCGUCGUUGUCCUUGCCGUCGUCUACCAGCACAAAUCCAGCCGCCAUGUUCCGAACAAACCAUCCUGGGGCCCGGGCGGUAAACCGUCAGGCAAGCGGAAUAUGAUCUUCAUGGUUUCCGACGGGAUGGGGCCCACGAGUUUGACGAUGACCCGCAGUUUUAGACAGCAUACGGAGGGUUUACCGAUUGAUGAUACUUUGGUGCUGGAUGAGUAUAUCAUUGGGACAUCGAGGACAAGGUCGAGUUCGAGCUUGGUUACGGAUUCUGCGGCUGGUGCGACGGCGUUUUCGUGUGGGUUUAAGAGUUAUAAUGGGGCUAUUUCGGUGUUGCCCGAUCACUCGCCUUGUGGGACUGUGUUGGAGGCUGCGUCGUUGGCCGGGUAUAAGACUGGAUUGGUUGUCACUACGCGACUUACGGAUGCCACGCCAGCGUGCUUUGCUUCUCAUGUUAACCAACGAGGUUAUGAAGAUCGGAUUGCGGAGCAGGAAAUUGGCGAGUAUCCGCUUGGUCGCGUCGUAGAUCUGAUGCUUGGUGGAGGCCGGUGCCAUUUCCUGCCUAACUCGACCGAAGGAAGCUGCAGAAAUGACGAGCGGGACCUGGUUGAACUGGCGAAGCAGAAGGGCUUCAACUACCUGGAUGACCGAAAGGGCUUCGACGCACUGAACGGCGGCGCUGAGGCUCAAUUGCCGCUGCUUGGUCUGCUGGCUGAGAAGGACAUCCCGUAUGAAAUUGACCGCCGCAGCCAGGACGAAAAGUAUCCGUCUCUGGAGGAAAUGACCCGCACAGCUCUCAAGAUCCUCAGCGAUGCCACUGCCGACAGCGAGCAGGGAUUCUUCCUGAUGGUUGAGGGAUCUCGUAUUGACCACGCUGGGCAUGCCAACGACCCUGCCGCGCAGGUCCACGAGGUAAUGAGUUAUGACAAGGCGUUCGCGGCUGUGACGGAGUUCCUCGAGAAAGACCCUACUCCGGGUGUGCUGGUGGCUACAUCAGACCAUGAAACCGGUGGUUUAGCAACGGCUCGACAACUCCAGCCUGACUAUCCUGAUUACCUGUGGUAUCCUGGCGUGCUUGCCAGUGCCAGUCACUCCGGCGAAUUCCUCAGCGACAACUUGAAGGCGUACAUCUCCGAGGAAGCAAGUCGCACCAAGCAGCAGAAGUAUGCUCGCACUCUUCUGGAGAAGGGACUCGGUGUCCAUGAUGCUACUGAUGAUGAAGUGAAUGCUCUCAUUGACCCGAACUACCCGUAUGUCCCUGAGCAUGUGUUUACGGAUAUAAUCAGCCGUCGGGCACAGAUUGGGUGGUCCACACACGGACACUCUGGUGUUGACGUCAACAUCUACGCAUCCUCCACAAAAGACGCCUGGCCGCUGCAGGGCAACCACGAAAACACCGAAAUCGGCGAGUUCAUGGCCAACUACCUCGACCUAGACCUGAAGCCGGUCACCGACAAGCUUCAAUCAUUGAAAUCUUGGUCUUCCUCUUCCUCUUUAGCUCGCACCGAUUCGAAGGAAUCGUACGGCUGGAUGGGUCAUCCUUUGGAAGAAGAUGUCCGGACUGAGGGAUUGGAUACGUACCAUGGGGACUUUAGGAAGCGAUCUGUUGGUGAAUGUAACUGUGGACAGGCUCAUUAAUUGAACGCGUUUUAGGGGGGGGAUCACGAUAGCAUUUGUCAUGAUAUUUGGUUGCUGGCGUUAGGGCAUAAGUUUCGGUUAAUUAAAUACAGGGGAUUUGCUCUGUUGGAUCUGUUUAUAUUAUAUCAUGUGAAUCAUAACAUAUCAAUCUCAUACAACCGAAGAUAUCUUCAACCACUGUACUAC
Molecule: messenger RNA, 2023 nt
Organism: Aspergillus ruber CBS 135680
Lineage: Eukaryota; Fungi; Ascomycota; Eurotiomycetes; Eurotiales; Aspergillaceae
Product: alkaline phosphatase
Exons: 2
Coding region: 26-1837 (603 amino acids)
Biological process (GO): dephosphorylation
Cellular component (GO): fungal-type vacuole membrane
Molecular function (GO): alkaline phosphatase activity
Source: RefSeq, a predicted model, not a curated record